This is a messenger RNA of Phascolarctos cinereus (koala), 956 nucleotides long. Its product is annotated as exocyst complex component 3-like protein 2. Gene Ontology annotation, biological process: exocytosis; exocyst localization. Lineage: Eukaryota; Metazoa; Chordata; Mammalia; Diprotodontia; Phascolarctidae. Gene Ontology annotation, molecular function: SNARE binding. Gene Ontology annotation, cellular component: exocyst. The record is from RefSeq and is a predicted model, not a curated record.
CAGGCUUCAUUUCCUGCUUUGCUGAUUGCCUGGAUUUAAGAAAGGGACAGAGAAAAUGGGAAUCAUGCAGUUUAAACCUUAGAGGGGCUGGUGUGGACGGUUUUCCCCAGAGAGCCAGUGGAGAGACACUUAGCAGCAACCUCUGGUGAGAUCAUUAGGGCCCAAUUGAAGACGGAGAGAUGUCGAGACUUUGAAGUGUGUUCAAAAAGCCUAUUCCACCAGCCUAAGAGGGAGCGGGGGCACACGGCCCGAGGCUUUUAGCUGCCUGGUCAGUGUGUUUUGGCAGCCAGGCAAUGGAUGGCGACCUGCCAGUGGACAAAGAGGCCGACGGGCCGAGGGGAGGGAGGCAGUGGUCACAUCCUGCCAAUCUUAGUACUGAAUCCCAGGAGAGGAGACACCCCAGAAAUCAUAGGAGCCUGGUCAUUUGUUUAAGAUUGCACAAGGCCCUCUGCUCUAGGCUGCUGGAAGACAUGGGGGCUGUUCGGAUCCGCCUGGCACCUGCUUACCCAGCAAGCCUGGGAGCCUUUGGUGUCUACCUUCAGGGUUAUCAUGGAGCCCUCUCUGAUUGGCUGAGGAAGGCCACCUACCACUGGCUACCUCUGGCUGACCGCUAUGCCCUCCUGUACUGGCACAACCAAGUUGAUCCAAGGGAGAUCUUGGGCAUGGUGAACAUGGUGGCCCUGGACAAUGGGCAACUGGGGCCGCUGCUUCCCGCAGAAACAGUUUGGAGCCUGUAGGAUGAAUGUGUGACUGAUGUCAAGGUGAUCUGGGAGAAGGGCGGAGGGGUCUGCCUGGGUCACCAGGGGUUUACAGGCUCCCCUGGCUUUCUGGCCUUGGACAAAUUUAUGACUCCCUAGGUCUAUGACUCAAAGAUUCCAUGACUAUAAGAACGAUCUUUGGACUGGUGAGGACAGAACAAAAAGGGCUACGGAGAACUGAAGCCCAGGAGAGAUACA